AUUUAUAUUCCAAAAACCCUUUCUCCCUCUCCUCACCCUUUUCUUUCCGACGCCUCCAACUGUAUAUCACCGCCGCCCCCUGCCGUGAGAUAUUUACUAAAAUUAUCAGCCCAAAGCCCAUUUGACACCUACAAAUAAAAACCUAAAAAAAAGCUCUCUUCUUCAUUCUUCUUCUUCGCGUAGCAAACAACAUCUUCCUUCUCCAUCAAUCAGGUGUUUUCAACUGCAAAAUUGGGUUUUUGGGCACUUGGAGAUGCCCUCAGGAAGUUUAUGCUUUAUGCUUAUAUAUGGAUGAUGCUGUUGACACAAGUUACCGUCCAGGUCCAGAUUUUGUGGACGAUGACAGGGAACCUUUGAUUAAUCUCGACUCCUCGGACUCGACUGAGCUAUGGCUCAUUCAGUUGCCUCUUGAUCAGAAUCUGGAAUUCGAUGGGCAACAAGUGUCCCUUAAACUUCAGGGUGAUGGAAGUAUAGGCUCCUUCGAGAGUUCAUCUGGAAAAUCAUAUGAAAUGUAUAGCACGAAAUCCCAAGGUCCAAAGGAAACAGUCUUUCUGUCUUCAGGAUCAGAGGCGAAAAUUGCUGGGAAGAUCUCCAGGCACGUUUCACUGAUUCACUACCCCGACCCUAGUGAAGUGCAAAAACGCAGUAUGUUGAACAUUAGUCUGUCUCAGCGGUCUUCCAUGACUACCUCAUCUUUGUCUGGUCGUCGUUUGGCCACUCCUAGUCGGAGUACGAAGACUAGAAACUCUCUAGGAAUGAGCGGCUAUUCAACUCCAAGUAGCAGAACCAAGAGUACAGUUACUGGAUCAGGGGAGCCUCCAAAGUCUUCAAAGAGAAAACGUGUGGAUUCAGCUCAAGAUUCAGGAAAAAACAACAGCGCUGUUACCUCUAUUGAUUCUGUGCAGCACUCUCAGGAAACAAAGUCGAAAAAGAAAAGAAAAACUGAAAGGUGAACUGCAAGAUACUGAUCAGUGCAUUUGAUUCGAAAUGAGAGCAUUCUCGAAUAAGGACUUUAGAGUGGCCAGAUUUGUGUGGUUGUUCGAAUUUAAAUUCUGUAUUCCUUUCAUCAGUUGGUAUUUGUAUCCCCUUAUGAACUUAAUGAAUUAUGUAGAAAAUUUGAGAGUUCAAUUAGUAUUACUGGAUUCGUUUAUUACUUAA
This is a messenger RNA of Salvia splendens (bonfire salvia), 1158 nucleotides long. RefSeq lists its product as uncharacterized. The record is from RefSeq and is a predicted model, not a curated record. Lineage: Eukaryota; Viridiplantae; Streptophyta; Magnoliopsida; Lamiales; Lamiaceae. The coding region runs from base 288 to 953 and encodes 221 amino acids. The transcript is spliced from 6 exons.